AUGUACCAAAUGCAAAGUAUUUUGACAGCAUGUUUUGCUCCAGAUACCAAACAUACAGACGAUUGGUUCAAAAACCAAAGCACACAAGAACUUUUGAGCGAAGCACAGCGAGACCGACUUUUUUCGGGGUCGCCUAAAACUCAUGAAAAUCGUAAAAAUUUGCCAAAUGGUUUGAGAGGUUGGUAUGUACAUAGACUUCUUGUAAAUGCUGUUGCAAUGUGGGCUUCGCCUCGUUAUGCUUGGUAUAUUUACAGACUUCUUGACGAAAUUCAUAGACAAGAACGUGAAGAGAUGGAAAAGAAACUUCAAGCAAAAAAUGAAGUCAUUGAAGCAAAAGACAAAAGCAUUCAGAAAAGAAUACCACGUUCGGUACCAAAAGGAAAGGAAAAGAACUAUAAGUAUAUGAUUUAUACUGAAGAGAUGGAAAAUGAAGAAGAUAAAGAUAUGGUUAUGUUGCAUUUAGUCAGAAGAAACAACAAAAGCUUUUACGACCUUGCUAAGAUUUACAAAUCUGACAGAAAUUGGUUCUAUCGCGAAAACUUACCGAUUUCAAUGACCCCAAAUGAAGAUGUGAAACAAAUAGUUCAAGAUAC
This is a messenger RNA of Trichomonas vaginalis G3, 593 nucleotides long. RefSeq names its product KilA, N-terminal/APSES-type HTH, DNA-binding family. The annotation marks the transcript as partial. NCBI's taxonomy places the organism in Eukaryota, Parabasalia, Trichomonadida, Trichomonadidae. The record is from RefSeq and is a predicted model, not a curated record. The transcript has a single exon.